AUGUCGCUGGAGGGGCAACGAUGCUUGUACGUCGUUGUUCUGCUUAUCCAUACUGUUACUGGAGCUGGUGAAGCACCAUCAACAUCACCAUCUCCAGUAUCAUCAUCGACAACAUUGAAAGCAGAUCAAAAUGAACUGACCGUCACUUUUCCACCACUUGAUGAUUUUUAUGGCAACCCACCAGAAAAACAUUUCGGAACUGAAAAUAACACAAUCGUUACAUCGCAGACCGGAUCUACUGCACUCUUGCCCUGCGUGAUUAGAAACAUUGGCGACGGUAUUGUAUCGUGGAUACGAAGAAAAGACUAUCAUCUUUUAACAGUUGGCUUAACGACGUAUAGUUCUGAUCAACGGUUUCAAGCAAUUCAUCUGCAACAUUCAGAGGAUUGGACUCUGAAGGUGAAAUUUGUCCAGAAACGUGAUGCGGGUAUCUACGAAUGCCAAGUGUCAUCACAUCCACCCACUAGUAUCUUCUUGCGGCUUGAUGUUGUCGAGGCCCGCGCCCAAAUAUCCGGACCAACGGAGAAAUAUCUCAAGCCGGGAUCGACGCUGCGUUUGCAAUGUUCCGUUGUUCAGACAACGGAAGCUCCGGCGUUUGUAUUUUGGUAUCACAACAGCCGAAUGAUAAACUACGACGUGGAGAGGGGCAUCAAUGUAACAACUGAUCCUGCGCAACGCCUGUCAGACCUUCUCAUACCAGCUGCUAGUGUUUCUCACGCUGGUAACUACACCUGCGUGCCCAAUAACGCUGUGCCAGCGAGUAUAUACGUCCAUAUUUUUAAUGGUGAGAAUCCAGCAGCAAUGCAAUCUUCAUCGCCCAGCUUCGUCUACUGCUUCAGAUUUCAUGGUCUACUCUGCACAAUUCUAUCAAUAGCUCACUUCAUUAUACGGUGA
Parnassius mnemosyne (clouded apollo) is the source of this 894-nucleotide messenger RNA. NCBI's taxonomy places the organism in Eukaryota, Metazoa, Arthropoda, Insecta, Lepidoptera, Papilionidae. The record is from the annotation of a GenBank genome assembly.